UAUAAAAAUGUUAAAACUUCUUUUCCUUACUUUCCUUUAUCUUUCAGUUAUAAAGUCGAAUCCAUUCUAUCUGCAUCGAGACUUAAGCAAGGAUUUUAACAUGACGUAUGGAUAUCCCCAAGAUGGAGAAAAGACUCGGAUCCAGUUUGAAGCGUAUACAGAUACCACUAUGACAAGCUCUACAAGAUCAACAGUGAUUUGUAUUGAUACAAAUUCUACUACUUUUACUGUAUCUGAUGGGAGCACCAAAAAUGCCUUUGGGAUGAGCUUCUACUGUAGCCAAGCUAGCUGAACUAAUUCUAGCCAAGUCAGCACACAAUUCUUUGGAUCACAAGUAACGUAUAGCUCAGGUCAUUAUAUUUGGACACAUACCACUAAUUAUGACAUUGAACCGAUGAAGAGAGGGUCUAUCUCAGGUGAUGGAACUAUUUUAAAGACUGUAUAUGGUCUUGAUACAGCAUAUCAUGGAUGGUCUAAAAUCCCAGCUGUCGGACAGGUAGUUUACCUAAAAUGUUUCGCUGAAUUCAUGGCUGGAAAUUCACAAGUCAAUAUAAACAACUCUCUUACGCUAACUAGCUGGGGAACUUCUGAUGUCGUAGUAAAUGUAACAACAAAUGAUUUCCAAUGUCUACAGAAUAGUACAACUUGAAGUGCUUACUUAACCAAAGUAAUUACAGUAGGCCUUCUUGUGCUAGUUUCAUCCAUAAUUUAUUAAACCUCAAGAUUGA
This is a messenger RNA of Moneuplotes crassus, 728 nucleotides long. The record is from the annotation of a GenBank genome assembly. Lineage: Eukaryota; Ciliophora; Spirotrichea; Euplotida; Euplotidae.